GUAUUAUUCCUUAGGCCAUGUGCGUCCACGAACCCACCUACCCAAUUUGAAUUAAUUAAUGGUAAUGAUCCAUCCCCCAUGUGAGGGCAAGAAGAGUUUUAAAAACUUGUCACCCCAGAGAAAGACAUUUUCAAAAAGCUUUCAUACUUCCUUACCUGAGCUAUCUGAGCUAUCUGCGAACCUUGGAAUAUUACUUCAUCCAAUUCCCUUGCAAAGAAAAGAAGAGAAAAAUGGCUGGAGCUUUGAUCGGAGAGGCCUUUAUUUCUGCUUCCAUCCAGGUGAUUUGUGACAGAAUUGCCUCACCCGAGUUCAUUGAUUUAUUUCGGCACAAGAAACUCGAUCAACCUCUCCUCAUGAAACUGAAGAGGACCCUUUUGACCUUGAACGCAGUGCUCGAUGAUGCAGAGGAGAAGCAAAUUGAGAAACCAGCUGUGAGAGAGUGGCUUGACGACCUCAAACAUGCAGUCUUUGAUGCUGAGGACUUGCUGGGGGAGAUCAACUAUGAAGCAUUGCGAUGCAAGCUGGAAGGUGAAGCUGAAACAGCCGACAAAUUUACCAACAAGGUGUGGAACUUCCUCCCUACUUCUCGUAAUAAGUUUUAUCAAAGCAUGAAUGUUAAGAUACAGGAGUUGUUACGAAAACUAGAAGACUUUGUACAACUGAAAGGUGCUCUUGGUUUGACAGAAGUUGUUGGGAGGAAGGUUUCACAAAGAACUCCAACAACUUCCUUGAUUCAUGAACCUUAUGUAUAUGGUAGAAAUGAAGUCAAAGAAAAUUUAUCAAAAGUGUUGUUCUCUGAUGAUGCAAGCAAGGAUGAUGUGUCUGUCAUCACCAUUGUUGGAAUGGGUGGGGUUGGCAAGACAACCCUUGCUCGAAUGCUUUACAAUGAAGACAGGGUGAAAGAGCAUUUUACAUUUAAAGCUUGGGCUUGUGUUUCAGAAGAUUACGAUGCUAUUAGGGUAACUAAAACUCUUCUCGAGUCAGUCACUUCAAAACCUUGUAAUACGACAGAUCUCAAUUUGCUUCAAGUUGAACUAAGAGAACAACUGCGGGGGAAGAAAUUUUUGUUUGUAUUGGAUGACCUUUGGAAUGAGAAAUAUACUGAUUGGAACUGCCUCCAAACUCCUUUUACUUCAGGGGCAAGGGGAAGUAAAGUCAUCGUAACAACACGGAACAAAAAUGUAGCAUCUUUCAUGCAAAAUGUUCCCACUCAACCCUUGGAACCAUUGUCGCAUGAAGAUUGUUGGUCAUUACUUGCAAAACAUGCGUUUGGAAAUGUAAGCUGUAGUGCAUAUCCAAGCUUGGAAGAAAUCGGCAAGAAAAUUGCACGAAAGUGCAAUGGGUUGCCUUUAGCUGCACAAACACUUGGCGGUUUGUUACGUUCCAGGCUAGACUCCGAGGUAUGGAACAGAGUACUAAACAACAGCAUUUGGGAGUUACCUUCCGAGAAAAGUGACAUUCUUCCUGCUCUAGGAUUGAGUUAUCAUUAUCUUCCAGCUAAAUUAAAGCGAUGCUUUAUUUAUUGUUCAAUUUUUCCAAAAGACUAUGAAUUCAAGGUAGAAGACGUUGUUUUUCUUUGGAUGGCAGAAGGUUUAAUUCCCCAAGCGGAGAAUGGGGACAACAUGGAAGAAGUGGCUAAGGAAUAUUUUGAUGAACUUUUAUCCCGAUCAUUGUUUCAAACAUCGGGGAAAUCAAGUUUCGUUAUGCAUGAUCUCAUCAAUGACUUGGCUGUGUUCAUGUCUAAAGGAUUUUGUUCCAGGUGGGAAGGGAGGGAAUCACAUGAAGUAGAAAGAGUUCGCCAUUUGUCAUAUGCUAGGGAAGAAUAUGAUGUUUCUCUUAAAUUUGAGCAAUUAAAGGAGGCUAAGUGUUUGCGGACCUUCCUACCUACCUCUUUAAAUACUCAUAAAGAGUAUAAUUAUCUAGGCAAAAAGGUUGUACCAAAUUUGUCGUCGUCACACAGAUGUUUACGGGUGUUAUCAUUGUCAAGUUAUAGGAAUGUCACUCAGCUACCUGAUUCUAUUAAAAAUCUUAUUCACUUGCGCUAUUUGGAUCUCUCUGGUACUGCAAUUGAAACGUUACCUAGUGUACUUUGCAGUUUGUACUAUUUGCAGACGUUACUAUUGUCAAAUUGUUCCUUUCUUGUUGAAUUACCUGCAGACUUGAGAAAAUUGAUAAAUUUACAGAAAUUAAUGCUUGGAGGUUGUGCGUCUCUUGCUAAAUUGCCUGUAGACCUGUGGGAAUUAAUUAGUUUGCGUCAUCUUGAUGUGAGUGGAACUAAAAUUGCAGAGAUGCCAGCACAAAUGAGUAGACUAAAAAGUUUGAGAACAUUGAUUGCUUUUGUUGUGGGGAAAUCUAUUGGGUCGACCAUUGGGGAAUUGGGGGAGCUUCCACAUCUUCAAGGAAAACUUUCAAUUCUAAAACUGCAAAAUGUAGUUGAUGCUAAGGAUGCCGUGCAAGCCAAUUUGAAGAAUAAGAAUGAUUUGAAGGAGUUAGAGUUGGCAUGGGACGAUGAAGACUUAGAUGAUUCCGAAAAAGCGAGAGAUGUACUUGGCAAGCUCCAGCCUUCAAUUAGUUUGGAGAAACUAAUCAUCAAAUUUUACGGUGGAACUAACUUCCCGAAUUGGUUAGGAGACUCAUGCUUCUCUAACAUACAAGUUAUGCGUCUCAGUAAUUGUAAAUAUUGUUGGUCGCUGCCACCAGUUGGGGGGCUACCUGCUCUCAAAGAGCUCUAUAUAGAAAGGAUGGAAUUUGUUAAGACAAUUGGUGUUGAGUUCUAUGGCAGAAAUGGAGCGUAUCUAAUUCAGCCAUUUCAAUCACUGGAGAAACUGGAGUUUAAGGAGAUGGCAGAGUGGGAGGAAUGGAUACCAAGUGGAAGUGGAGGUCCAGACUUUCCUCGUCUCCAGGUACUGAUCCUAAAUGUGUGUCCGAAGUUGAGAGGAAGCUUGCCUUGUGAUCUGCCUUGCUUGAAGAAACUUGGAGUGGAUGGGUGUGGGGUUUUGCAUGACCAAGGGGCCACUGCUACUACUAGUAGUGGUACUAGUCUCAACUACAAUUCUCUUGAAGAAUUGGAAAUAGGUGAAUGCCAAACAGGUCUGUUAUCAUUACUAGAGACAAAGCUCCUCUCCCAACUUGCCAUUCGACAUUUUAAUGACAUACAGUGCUUGCCCAACAUCAAUCGUCUUCACAGAUUGUCUCUCUGGAAUUGUCCAACGCUGUCAUCAUUCCCUGAAGAUGGCCUACCCACUUCGUUGACAUCACUUAUAAUAAUCAAUUGUAGGAUAUUAGAAUUCCUACCUCAAGAGAUGUUGGCCAAAUUAACAUCACUCCACCUUUUGAGGAUAUAUAAUAGCUGUGAUUCAAUGAGGUCCUUCCCCUUGGACAUUUUUCCCAAAUUGAAGACACUUGAAAUUGGUUACUGUGACAAUCUGGAAUCGCUUUGCUUGAUUGAAGAAGGAGCAGUUCUCAGUCAUUUAAAUGACCUGCAGGUCUAUAAUUGUCCAAAUCUGGUGUGUUUUCCCCCGGGAGGAUUGCCCACUCCCAACCUGACUCGAUUGGAAUUUUUGGGAUGCGAGAAGUUGAAGUCAUUACCCGAACACAUUCACACCCUCACUGCCCUUGGACAUUUGAAUUUAAGCAAUCUUCCAAAUCUGGAGUCAAUUGCAGAAGAUGGGGGUUUGCCUCCCAACCUCCGAGAUUUUAGCAUUAAUAAUUGUGAGAGACUGAGGGCUUCAUCUUCAUCAGUAGGAGACUACAAUAACUGGGGUUUGCAAGCACUUGUCUCCCUUGAAGAAUUUAGAAUUGGUGGCAGGGGAAGUGAUGAAAUCUUGGAGACGUUGCUCAAGCAACAGCUGCUCCCUACCACUGUUCGCACUCUCCGCAUCGGGGAACUUUCAACUCUGAAAUCUUCGGAUGUAAAGGGACUUGCACGCCUUACUUUUCUUGAAACUCUAGAAAUUAUUUGGUGUAAAAGUCUGGAAUUCCUGCCAGGAGAGGUACUUCAACACCUCACUUCUCUUCAACGGCUAUACAUUUAUGACUGUCCGAGUCUCCAAUUCCUGCCAGAAGAGGGUCUGCCGCCAUCUCUUUCUUAUCUGUGCAUCUCCAAGUGUCCUGCCCUGGAGAAAAGGUAUCAGAAUAAGACGGAACAAGAUCAUUGGGCCAGUAUAUCUCACAUUCAAUGCAUCCAGAUAAAUGAUGAAGUCAUCUUAAGAUAAUAAAACAAACCAGGAGAUUGAAGCCAUCUGAUCAAAAUUUUAUACUCAGCUUUUUGUGAAUUACAUUGUCUCCCUUGAAGAAUUUACAAUUGGUGGCAGGGGAAGUGAUGAUAUCUUGGAGAUGUUGCUCAAGCAACAGUUGCUCCCUUCCACUCUUUACACUCUCCACAUCUAUAGACUAUCAAGUCUGAAAUCUUUGGACAGAAAGGGACUUAAAAACAUCACUUCUCUUUCCUUUCUGAGUAUCUCCAAGUGUUUUUCCCGGUAGAAAAGGUAUAAGAAGAUGACAGGAAAAGAUUGGGCCAACAUAUCUCACAUUCCUUGCAUCAAGAUAGGCCACGAAGUGAUCAUAUGAGAUGAGCUCUCUCUCUCUCUCUCUCUCACACACACAUUCCUGGAAGUCAUCAUAUGACUUGAGAAACUUUCCCAUGUUUGGAGGUCAAAGAAACUUGUGUACGCAACCAUGCAUGAUUUCAGAGUCGAAGCUAAUUCACUGGCCUUUCUGUGCUCGCUUCUGUAAGGGAUCAAACCAAGCAGGUUCAUACUUUAAAUGUAUCACGUCAUCAGCAUUUCAGACAGAAAAUGGGCCUUGAAUUGUGUUCUGAGCCAAUGGAUUUUUCUAGAACCUAAAGUGCAAUGGAAAAUUACUGAAGUGAUCUACACAAAGAGUAAACAUUUUUUCUGUUGGAUGCUGGAGGUGCCUCUUAUAAGUGGCUAAGUUGCAAUAUCUGGUGUCAUCAAAUGCUCUGCAAAAAGCAGUUCAAGUUGAGACUGGAGCUGAACAAGGAUCAGGUCAGCUGUAUAUUUCGUGGAACAGACCCAGCAUGUUCAUACAUGGCUUGGCUCACUUCAUCAUCUUUUGAGACAGAAAAUCAGCCUUCAACCGUCUGCUGAUUCAAUAGACUUUUCUAUAUAUCUCAAGUGCAAUGGAAAAUUGCAGACUUACAUAAAGAUUCGCAAAGAUUUCUGUUUGAAAAUUUCUACCGGAGGCUGGAAAUGCUUCUUAUAAGUGGCUAAGUUGCAAAAAAUUGUAGGAUUGAAGGCUCUGCAGACUGCACAGAGAAGUAUCUUGCUGAGCUGAGGUAUGGAAACGGAAAGCACUUUGGUUAACAUCCACAUUUAAUAGCUGUGAAAAGAAACAGGAUUUCACAAUCAGAUGCUGAACCUGAACACCAGGUUUUGAAUAACUGGUGUCUUUUUCCCAACGCAUUCACACCCUCGCAGCACUUCGACAUUUGGAGAUGACUGAACUUCCAAAUUUAGUGUCAUUUGCAGAAGGCGGUUGUCUCCCUUAAACACUACAAUUGGAGGCAGGAGAGGUGACGAUAUCUUGGAGACAUUGCUCAAGGAACAGCUGCUCCCUUCCACUCUUCACACUCUUCGCAUCUGGGGACUAUCAAGUCUGAAAUCUUUGGACGGAAAGGGACUUGGACACCUCACUUCUCUUUAAGAGCUAUAUAUGUUAGUGAGUGUGACAGUAUCCAAUUCACUUCUCUCCAACUGUUAUGGCAUGGAGAAGCGGUAUGAGAAUAAGAUGGGACAAGAUCGGGCCAACAUAUCCUUGGUGUGUCGUUUCCAGAGGAGGGUUUACCAUUGUACAUAGCCUUUUGUUUUUCUACAAAAACAAUUGACACAUUCCUACAUACAUUUUUGGUCUAGCUUAUCCAGUAGAUAACUUGUCCCCUGUUUUGUGAAAUGUAAUGUUUUUUCUUUCCUAAUUACUUAAUACAAAUUGGUCGAUGAUGGUUGAUGGA
This is a messenger RNA of Prunus persica (peach), 5968 nucleotides long. RefSeq names its product putative disease resistance RPP13-like protein 1. The record is from RefSeq and is a predicted model, not a curated record. Gene Ontology annotation, biological process: defense response to other organism. The coding region runs from base 231 to 4214 and encodes 1327 amino acids. The transcript has 7 exons. Lineage: Eukaryota; Viridiplantae; Streptophyta; Magnoliopsida; Rosales; Rosaceae. Gene Ontology annotation, molecular function: ADP binding.